This is a messenger RNA of Rhea pennata, 1179 nucleotides long. It is a transcript of the gene TXN2, whose product is annotated as thioredoxin 2. The record is from RefSeq and is a predicted model, not a curated record. Gene Ontology annotation, cellular component: mitochondrion. Bases 17 to 547 code for a protein of 176 amino acids. Lineage: Eukaryota; Metazoa; Chordata; Aves; Rheiformes; Rheidae. The transcript has 4 exons. Gene Ontology annotation, molecular function: protein-disulfide reductase activity. Gene Ontology annotation, biological process: cell redox homeostasis.
GUGCAGCGCCCUGCGAAUGCUUGGCCGGGUGUGGGUCACCUGCGGGCCUGGGAAGAUGGCCCAGAAGUUAGUGCUCCGGCGGCUGCUGUCCCUUGCCCCUCGCACACUGCCACCACCAGGACCACGGGCUGGGCUUCCACCACGAGCGCUCCAUGGCCCCCUGGUGCCCCCUGGCUUUCUAACCCCUUGCAGGACCCUGGCCACCCCAGCGGGCUGCGGGAGCACCUUUAACGUGCAGGAUGGCAGUGACUUCCAGGACCGGGUGGUGAACAACCCCAAACCUGUGGUGGUGGAUUUCCAUGCACAAUGGUGUGGCCCCUGCAAGAUCCUAGGCCCAAGGUUAGAGAAGAUGGUGGCCAAGCAGGAGGGGAAGGUGCUGAUGGCUAAAGUGGACAUUGAUGAUCACACAGACCUUGCUAUUGAAUAUGAGGUGUCAGCAGUGCCGACUGUGCUGGCUAUGAAGAAUGGAGAUGUUGUGGAUAAGUUUGUGGGGAUAAAAGAUGAGGAUCAGCUAGAAGCAUUCCUCAAGAAACUCAUCGGAGCCUGAAGUAAAAAGGUGGCUGUACCUCUGCCUCUGGAUGCAUCCAUGUCAUGCAUUCCUUGCCUGGAAGAGCUGAGGGGCAUGUGAUCUGCCCGCCUUGUACAACCUGGGGUUUUAUUCUGUUUUGGGGGUUGUAGGAGAUGAACAAUAUUGUAACCUUUCCUUCCCACUUCCCACUUUUCCUGGGCAGCAUUAGUUGUAAAAGGUGCUGAGGAGCAUUGCUGCUUGUUCUCAAAGUGGGGAGUGUUGCUGGAAUUAGGAGCCCAUCUUUAUCAGCAAAUUGCUGAUGUGUGAACCUGCUGCUGAGUUAGAGGAGGAAUGUUUUUUCCCUUUGCCUAGUGUCAGAUAGCCCAGAGCAGAGGGCAGCUACUUCCUGCAAGACAUGGAUGCAUACGUGUCCUGAGUGGAUUUGUUUAAAGCUGAGAAUGUCUCUCCAUUGUCUGUGAAACUUGUGUCCUUGUCCUUCUGUUGUCAUGUUGCUGGGACACAUGAACCUUCUGCAAAUCUGUGGGCUCCUGUCUUUUUAUAAAAGAAAAUAAAGAGAAGUAUUUUAUGGGUGUCCUUUUAUAGGUCUAUAAUAAAGAUAAUUUUAUUGGUCACUUCUGUCUACUUGGAGAAUAAAACUUGAUAUUCUGAAA